Molecule: messenger RNA, 3136 nt
Organism: Myotis brandtii (Brandt's bat)
Lineage: Eukaryota; Metazoa; Chordata; Mammalia; Chiroptera; Vespertilionidae
Gene: AP3B2
Product: adaptor-related protein complex 3, beta 2 subunit
Exons: 25
Coding region: 171-3017 (948 amino acids)
Biological process (GO): anterograde synaptic vesicle transport; intracellular protein transport; vesicle-mediated transport
Cellular component (GO): AP-3 adaptor complex; membrane coat
Source: RefSeq, a predicted model, not a curated record
CCGAGGGCGGGCCCCCAGCCUGGUACCAGGCCCUGCAGCCCGAGGAGCUUCGGUGGCUACAGGCCCCCGAGGAAGACACAGCCCCAGAAGCGCCCCUGGAAGGACCGUGCCCAGAGCCCGGCCAAAGCCAGAGUCAGAGCCAGCCACUCCGGCACGAUGACCUGAAGGAGAUGCUGGACAGCAACAAGGAUUCCCUCAAGCUGGAGGCCAUGAAGAGGAUUGUGGCGAUGAUCGCCCGGGGAAAGAAUGCCUCAGACCUGUUUCCCGCUGUGGUGAAGAAUGUGGCCUGUAAGAACAUAGAGGUGAAGAAGCUGGUCUACGUGUACCUGGUGCGCUACGCCGAGGAGCAGCAAGACCUGGCCCUGCUGUCCAUCUCCACCUUCCAGCGCGGCCUCAAGAAAAUCCGGGUAGCAUCUGUCUUGCGUGUCCAGCACCCCUGCCAUUGUGAGCACAGCCUGGGAGGACACUGGGAAGGAUGGAGAAGGGAGGGGCAGGCCCCUCUCAACAGUGUCUCCCGCAGUUUGGAUUCUGACCAGAAGGACCAGCUGAUCGAGGUCAUUGAGAAGCUCCUGGCCGACAAGACCACGCUGGUGGCGGGCAGCGUGGUGAUGGCCUUCGAGGAGGUGUGCCCGGAGCGCAUCGACCUGAUCCACAAGAACUACCGGAAGCUCUGCAACCUGCUCAUCGACGUGGAGGAGUGGGGCCAGGUGGUCAUCAUCAGCAUGCUCACCCGCUACGCGCGCACGCAGUUCCUGAGCCCCACGCAGAACGUGAGCACCCGCCCCACCCACCCCCAUCUGACCCUCCUCUGCAGUGAGGUGCAGUACGUGGUGCUCCAGAACGUGGCCACCAUGUCCAUCAAGCGCCGGGGUAUGUUCGAGCCCUACCUGAAGAGCUUCUACAUCAGGUCCACCGACCCCACCCAGAUCAAGAUCCUGAAGCUAGAAGUGCUGACCAACCUGGCCAACGAGACCAACAUCCCUACGGUCCUGCGGGAAUUCCAGACCUACAUCCGCAGCAUGGACAAGGACUUCGUGGCAGCCACGAUCCAGGCCAUUGGACGCUGUGCCACUAACAUAGGCCGAGUCCGUGACACCUGCCUCAACGGCCUGGUGCAGCUGCUGUCCAACCGUGAUGAGCUGGUGGUCGCGGAGUCGGUGGUCGUCAUUAAGAAGCUGCUGCAGAUGCAGCCAGCACAGCACGGGGAGAUCAUCAAGCACCUGGCGAAGCUCACGGACAACAUCCAGGUGCCCAUGGCCCGCGCCAGCAUCCUGUGGCUCAUCGGCGAGUACUGUGAGCACGUCCCCAAGAUCGCACCCGACGUCCUCAGGAAAAUGGCCAAGUCCUUCACAGCCGAGGAGGACAUUGUCAAGCUGCAGGUCAUCAACCUGGCGGCCAAGCUCUACCUGACCAACUCGAAGCAGACCAAGCUGCUGACCCAGUACGUGCUGAGCCUGGCCAAGUACGACCAGAACUAUGACAUCCGUGACCGCGCACGCUUCACCCGGCAGCUCAUCGUGCCUUCGGAGCAGGGCGGGGCCCUCAGCCGCCAGGCCAAGAAGCUCUUCCUGGCGCCCAAACCAGCCCCCGUCCUGGAGUCGUCCUUCAAAGACCGGGACCACUUCCAGCUGGGCUCACUGUCCCACCUGCUCAAUGCCAAGGCCACAGGCUACCAGGAGCUCCCAGACUGGCCAGAGGAAGCCCCGGACCCCUCCGUGCGCAACGUGGAGGUACCUGAAUGGACCAAGAGCUCAAAUCGGGAGAAGAGGAAGGAGAAGGAGAAACCCUUCUACUCAGACUCUGAGGGCGAGUCAGGCCCCACGGAGUCCGCAGACAGUGACCCCGAGUCCGAGAGCGAGCCGGACAGCAAGAGCAGCAGCGAGAGCGGCUCUGGGGAGUCGAGCAGCGAGUCUGACAAUGAAGAUCAGGACGAGGAUGAGGAGAAGGGGAGGAGCAGCGAGAGUGAACAGAGUGAGGAGGAAGGUGAGAAGAGCAAGAGGAAGAAGAGGAAGAAGGUGACGGAGGGACAAGGAGAAGGCUCGUCCUCGGAUGAGGGCAGCGAUUCCAGCAGCAGCUCCUCAGAGUCCGAGGUGUCGUCGGAGAGCGAGGAGGAGCAGGGGGAGCCCGUGUCCUGGAGGAAGAAGACGCCUCCCAGCAGCAAAAGCGCCCCUGCAGCCAAGGAGGUGUCCCUGCUGGAUCUCGAGGACUUCACCCCUCCCAGCGCCCAGCCUGUGUCUCCCCCCACGAUUGUGUCCAGCAGUCUGGCCGCAGACCUGGAGGGCCUGACCCUCACGGACUCCCCGCUGGUCCCCUCGCUGCUGAGCCCGGUGUCUGGCGUGGGGCGGCAGGAGCUGCUGCACCGCGUGGCGGGCGAGGGCCUGGCUGUGGACUACACCUUCAGCCGCCAGCCCUUCUCCGGGGACCCUCACAUGGUGUCUCUGCUCAUCCACUUCUCCAACAGCUCCGACACCCCCAUCAAGGGCCUGCAUGUGGGCACCCCCAAACUGCCUGCGGGCAUCAGCAUCCAGGAGUUCCCUGAAAUCGAGUCCCUGGCACCUGGAGAGUCUGCUACUGCUGUCAUGGGCAUUAAUUUCUGUGACUCCACCCAGGCGGCCAACUUCCAGCUGUGCACCCAAGUGCGACAGUUCUAUGUCUCCAUUCAGCCACCUGUUGGGGAGCUGAUGGCCCCGGUGUUCAUGAGUGAGAAUGAGUUUAAGAAGGAACAGGGAAAGCUGACGGGCAUGAACGAGAUCACAGAGAAGCUCACGCUGCCGGACAGCUGUCGGAGUGACCACACUGUGGUGCAGAAAGUGACGGCCACGGCCAACCUGGGCCGUGUCCCUUGUGGGACGUCUGACGAGUACAGGUUUGCAGGGAGGACACUGACCAGCGGGAGCCUGGUCCUGCUGACCCUGGACGCGCGGCCCCCCGGCCCCGCCCAGCUGACCGUCAACAGCGAGAAGAUGGUGAUCGGCACCAUGCUGGUGAAGGAUGUGGUGCAAGCUCUGACCCAGUGACCCCCAAGUGUCCGACUUCUCUGCCACUGGUUUCUCCCUCAUGACACCUGGGCUGUUAGCACCCCUCUCUCUCUCUCUCUCUCUCUCUCCCCCCGUCUCUCUCUCUCUUACCCUCCCUC